CAUGACAGGAGCGGGGCCAGAGGUCAGCGGCAGCCUUUAUCUAAGAUGGUGGCGGCAGGGAAGCGGGCGGUUGGGUAGUGGACUGGACUCGACCCGGUUUGUUUUGGUGUCGGCUGUAACCAAUGGUGGGACCUAACGCGGUCGAGCCCGAGGGGGUAGCCGGUGCAGGGUCGCCGGUCGGCCCGGGGAGCGCUGCCGCCAUGGUGUGCGUGCUUCCCGACGCGGACAAGGAGGUGAAGAAGCUGCAGGAUCUGGUGAAGAAGCUGGAGUUGCAAAAUGAGCAGCUUCGGAUCCGCAGCGGCCGCGGAGGGAAGAUUAACGGCGUCAGGCCGCUGUCCUCACUCUGCCGGGCGCCGGGGACCGCUGGCUUUGUCGGCGACGGGCUGAGCCCCGGCGACCCCUUGUUGUCUGAAUACGAGGCGUUGUUUAACGGGUGGAAGGUGGAGGUGCCCGGCAUCGUAGAUGGCUGUUGGCUGCGCUCUCCUGAUGCCGACGACGAGCAGCAACAGGCCGUGUUCAUGGAGGAAGAUGUCCUGGACCUGGACCCGGAUCCAGCCGCCGUGGAGGAGGAUAGCUGGCUGUAUGUUUCACCGAAGAAGACAGCAACACCAGAUCGAGACCAGAAGACACAGAAUCCUUUGAAAUGGUGCAGACAGGUGUUUGAUCAUCCCAGCCCAGAAACUGAAGCUGCAUGCCGUAGUCUUAUGUGCCGACUUGAUCAAGCCAACAGAUGGAGAAACAUCUAUUGCACUCCGUUUUCCUCAUCAUGUGCUUAUAGCUCCAGUACAGAUGUCACUUCGUGUAGCAAUCUGGUAAAUUCUACUGGUUGCCUCAAAUCGUCUACUAAAACAGUACUAACCUAUGGCAGUUCAGGUUAUCCAGCCAUUCACUCAGCACUCAGUUCCCAGUCAUCCAUUGACAGUGAGCUAAGCACCUCCGAUGACUCUAUCUCCAUGGGAUAUAAAUUGCAAGAUCUGACAGAUGUCCAGAUCAUGGCUCGAUUGCAGGAAGAAAGUCUUCGUCAGGACUAUGCUUCCAGUUCAGCAUCAGCUUCACGCCGUAGUUCGAGUGCCUCAUUAAAUUCCUUGAGGAGAGGUACCUACAGUGAUCAGGAGUUUGACACUUACAGUCUAGAUGAUGAAGACGAGUAUGAAUACUCUUUAUCUCAGCGUAGUGUGCAAAGAUACUCACCGUCACCACGAAAUUCACCUCGAUCACAGUCUCCAAUUAAGGGAGCAGCAACCCCAGGAAGAGUUCGGCCAUCACGACGCUGUUUGCAAGGUCGUGUGUCUGAAUUGAUGAAUUAUACAAAGAAUCAAGAGGAAAUGCGUCGUAGUAUGCCUAAUCUGGCUAAAACUGGAAUUCGCUGUUCCGAUUCCUCGAGGAACAGUCGAAGCUUUGAAUCUAAUUUGCAAAUGCCCAACAAUCGAAUUUCACGUGUGCAGCAAUCUCCAGCAAGUCCAGCUACUGGGAAGCUCAGAUACACUGGUAAUGGGAAUCAGACUUCAUUCUGUAACAGACAGCCAGUGAAAGUAAUUGCUAACAGUAACUCUCCCUUAAUGACAAGGCAUUCUGUGAAAGCAACAGGAUACCUGAGUUCUGGGAGUAAUGUUCGUAGAAUCCAGUCUGCCACUUGUUCAGGCACUUCGCCAACUGGCCUUGCCUCCACUGGAAGAUCCUCCGGUUCAACUCCUGUACCAAGGAGCACCCCGACCAAGUCACGAGUUACUUGCACUACAGCAACCACAGUUUCGAAGAGCAAGCUCUUACAGCCAGCUAGGAGAGCUACGGAUGGAAUGGAAUAGAAAGGAUCAGUGGCGAUUGGGAUGAUGGGACCCUACAACUACCGAAGGCACAAAGUACUGUGACAGAAGAAAAGUGGAAAGAAGGCUGUUACUGAAGAAUGCUCAAAGAUUUGUGAACUACUGGCAUUUGAAAGCCCAGCUGGCUGGGCCAACUUCAAAUGAACACAGGAAAGCAAAGUCCAGUUUCUGACAAUGGGACAAUAUUUUGUAUAGAUUGGUUUUGAAUGUUAGUGGUGAUCUGUGCCAGGAUUUUGAUUCCUGGGUUCAUAUUGAUUACAUUAUCAGCCCAGUUGUGUAAAGCCAGGUUGUGCCAUUAGGUACCUUAAUUUUGCUAGUUUACGUAUUUAUACAUUACAGCCCCAAACUGACAUUGAACUUGAGGGUGGAAUUAUGUAAAAUAUCUUUAAAUAGCUGAAGCAUUCGCAUUUUGCUUUGAUGCUUUUAUUGUCUGUACUUUUCUACCAUUCCAAAAUUUAAAUGAAUAUCACAAAAUAGGAUCUGUACUUGGAGCAUUUGAAGAUACCUUUGCUGGCUAUUUUCCUAAAUUCAUGUCCAGAUUUUCACUGAUGCAACCUUCUGCGUUAAUGUUGCAUGGCUAGCUUGAUUCCUGACCUUUUCAAGUGAAUGUGUGAGCAACUAGGAACAGUUUAACUAUUGCAAGAUUCAAGGGUAUCUAAUAACAUCCUUGAAAUGUCAGUUAGGCUGUGGCAACAUUAUAUACAGAAAUUUGUGAUAUACAGAAAUUCAGCUAUGGUGAAAAUUUGAAAGACUGUACUCAUUGGGGGGAAAAAAGUAGUGAUGUAGUUCCUGAUGUUUAAUAAAGUUUAAUCAGCUACAAUAUCACAGGAUUCCAAAACUACAGCAUAAUUGAACUGUGGCAUGUGUGCUUAAAAUUAUUUUGUCUUGCUAAAUUGUGGGCAAUCUCGGGCCUAUUAUUUCUCACUUCCAGGCAAUUAUUUUAGAGCAGAAGUUAAAUGUGCCAUUGGUUUAACCAGUGUAGAAGAGUAAGAGGAUCCAGGGCUACUUGUUAUCCAUAACGUGCGUGAGGACAGAUAAAUUCAACUUCAGUCUAUUAAUAUGAAACAAAAUUGGUUUUAUUCCCUCAAUUGUUAAUGUUUCCUAUAUGACAUUAAAUACUUAAAUCCCUUGAGUCUCUUGAGAUUGUUACAAUGUGGCUUUAGCUGAACCAUGUUAUUUGGCUUCAAGUUAUUUCCUUGUACCACACAAUUUUGCUUUAAUUUUAGUUAACAUUUACAGAACCAUCAAAUCUAUUGCUCUCUCCUGUAGCCCUGGCUUAUCCUGUUUAAAAGUCAAGGAUGAGUAAUAAAAUGUCAGUUACUACAUUUUAUUAAAAUCACUAGAUUUAUACAAGACAUUAAGCCAUUGCUGCAAGGAAACCUUGAGCUUUAUGAAGAGGAAAAUGCACAUGUUGACGUUUAGUUUGAUGUAUAGACUGACUUUAUUUUAGCCAGAAUUAUUCACACUCCACCUCCCUUGUCAGAUUCGGAGGGUAGAAUGCCUCAGUUGCACCAUAUUGGGUCGAGGAGGCAAAAGUACAAAAUGUAGGAUGGUUAGUUGAAAACUGGUGUGAGUGGGUUUUGGUCUUAAUGUUUUAUGUACAUGAGCUAGCGGUAAAGUCAGUGCUGUGAUGUAGAUUUUACUAUUACUGUCUUCAAGCAGCUGAUUUACAUGACCAUUUUUUCAUUUGUGUUUUAGUUCUUAAAGGACGUUACUGCAGGAUCUUUUGAAUUUGUGUAUUGCAGUCUUUAUAAGAUAGCGCUAAAUGUAAUGUUUCUGUUGUACGCCAGCACAAUGUCUUGCUUUUAUUUUUACACUUUGCUUGCAAUAAUGGGGUAAUAAAAGUCAUUCAACUUGUAUGUUUUUGGUUAAACAAAGCUUUUUAUACAUUUUCUGUACAAAUUCUUAAUCUUGAUUUGUGAUAGUGGCUUCCUGUUUAAUCCCUCAACUAUCCUGUCAUGUUUAAAGUGUUCCUUUUUAUCUACUUGACCAAAUUUUCAGUUACAUGGCACAGUAUUAAAUUUUGAAAUUUUUCUUGUGA
Leucoraja erinaceus (little skate) is the source of this 3864-nucleotide messenger RNA. Its product is annotated as SLAIN motif-containing protein-like. Bases 123 to 1805 code for a protein of 560 amino acids. NCBI's taxonomy places the organism in Eukaryota, Metazoa, Chordata, Chondrichthyes, Rajiformes, Rajidae. Gene Ontology annotation, biological process: microtubule nucleation; cytoplasmic microtubule organization; positive regulation of microtubule polymerization. The transcript has 9 exons. The record is from RefSeq and is a predicted model, not a curated record. Gene Ontology annotation, cellular component: microtubule plus-end.